UGGCUCUCUUUGAUCAAACGUUAAGAUGAGAGAGUUAGUAGCUAGGACUUACAUUUUAAUCCUUUAACCCCUUUUAGCUCUUUUUUUCCUACUUUGAGACGUGACCCAGAAAGCCUUCCAAACUCUUUCAACCAAGGGAGUCUGCAAUUUCUCCCACGUUUCACUCUCUCCUAGCUACUUUUCUUUUCUUCACUAAACUCUAUCUAUCCCCUCCAUCCUUCCUUGCUUCUCCAAUCUCUUCCUUGUAUAACAUGGCCAACACACUUAACAAAGCUCUCACUACCGUCUUCUUCUUCUCCUCCAUAAUUCUCAGCAUCUUUGUUCAAACAAAGCAAGAUAACCCAUGUCCAUAUCCAUGUUACCCUCCACCAACAGGCAGCGGCGGCGGCGGCACGGUCACUCAAACACCUCCGGCUAGUUAUUCACCACCUUCACAAACAGGACUAUACCCUCCACCAGGAACUUCCUACCCUACACCAACAGGGAACCUACCAUAUUACCCACCACCACCUUAUGGUAAUACUUUAUACGGUCAGCCCCCUCCAGACCCUAUCUUGCCUUAUUUCCCAUACUACUACAGGAAACCUCCAUACAGAACAGAUGAUCAAUCAUCAGCAACAAGUAGUCCUGGAAAAUCAGUGAUCAUGAUUGCAACCACAAAUCUUCUUGUAUUUUUUUUUCUAGUUGUUUCUGUUUGUUUUUAAGCCAUGUUAACUUCUAUCAUGUUUAGUGAUAGGAAUUAAAAAUGAGUUUGUGAAUGUGUUUUUUAGUGGUUGAAAAAAGGUGUAGGAAUGGUGAUGAAGUGAAAGACAAAGGAAUCAAAGAGGCGGUGGUGGCCCAGGCACCUUACUCUUUUUGUUUGGUAAUGAAGGAGAUGAGGAUGUUUAUUUUUGUUUCCUCUUAA
Durio zibethinus is the source of this 904-nucleotide messenger RNA. RefSeq lists its product as uncharacterized. The record is from RefSeq and is a predicted model, not a curated record. Lineage: Eukaryota; Viridiplantae; Streptophyta; Magnoliopsida; Malvales; Malvaceae.